UGUGAAUGGCGUGGCGACAGUGAAUGCUACUGGCAAGAAGCAGAAUACCACUGAAUUUGUUUGUUUACAGUUAAAGAGUUUGUAUAAAUACAAUAAAACAAUUUAUUUAUAAUAAAUGGCUGCCACGCGCUCGCGUCGCCACAACGCUGGCAACAAAAUAGCAAAGUUGCUCGAUGAAGAGGAGGACGAUUUUUAUAAAACUUCAUAUGGCGGCUUUCAGGACGAAGAAGGCGACAAGGAAUAUGUACAAAAAGACGAAGAAGAGGAUGUUGUGGAUUCAGAUUUCAGCAUAGAUGAACAGGAUGAGCCCGUAUCUGACCAAGAGGAUGCGCCCGACAAAAAACGCAAACGCGGUGGCGUCAACACCAAAGCGUAUAAGGAACCGGCGAAACCAGCUAGCAAGAAGGAGACAAAAGCCGUGCCUGCUCUGCACAAAAAGCGUGGCGGUGGGGGCGUGGUCAAGCGCAGAGUGCGCCCUCGCUUCACAGUAUUGGACUCGGGUCGGAAAUCUAUACGCACCUCCACAGCCAUCAAAACACAGGCGACAAAAAUUCGGCUCAAGGAACUAGACGAUGCACGUAAGCGCAAGAAGAAAAAGAUACGCGUAGAGGACUAUAUGCCCACGCAGGAGGAGCUGCUUGAGGAGGCAAAGAUAACCGAGGAGGAGAACAUCAAAUCACUGGAGAAAUUUCAAAAAAUGGAGCUCGAGAAAAAGAAAACGCGUCCCACCAAGCGAGUUUUCACGGGGCCAACUAUACGCUAUCAUUCAAUGACCAUGCCUGUCAUACGAAACAUGCCUACACGCACCACCAACAUCCAACCAAAUGAUCCGAAAAUUACACUUGGCAAAUGCGAGCGUACGUUUGUAACCAUUGAAAAUGAUUUCAAUGAUAAGGCUUUCCAUGCGAUUUUCCGCCCGAAACGCACGCCAAAGACUUCAAGCGGCAUUUGUCCCAUAACCAGGCUGCCAGCUCGCUACUUUGAUCCCGUUACCCAACAGCCGUACUACAGCAUUCAGGCCUUCAAGAUACUGCGCGAGGCUUACUACAUGCAGCUGGAACAGCAGUACAGCAGCAGCGAACAGCCCGAGUUGGCCAAGUGGAUGGAGUGGCGUAAGCUGGUCAAGGAGAAUCGCCAAAAGGCGGCUACAGCGGUAAAAAAUGUUAAUUAAUAAGUUAAUAUGUAAGAU
This is a messenger RNA of Drosophila novamexicana, 1189 nucleotides long. It is a transcript of the gene YL-1, whose product is annotated as vacuolar protein sorting-associated protein 72 homolog. The record is from RefSeq and is a predicted model, not a curated record. Bases 116 to 1171 code for a protein of 351 amino acids. Lineage: Eukaryota; Metazoa; Arthropoda; Insecta; Diptera; Drosophilidae. Gene Ontology annotation, molecular function: ATP-dependent H2AZ histone chaperone activity. Gene Ontology annotation, biological process: chromatin remodeling; regulation of DNA-templated transcription. Gene Ontology annotation, cellular component: nucleus. The transcript is spliced from 4 exons.